CUGAGGGAAAAAUCCCGUUGCGAAAUCAAGCACGUAUGUUGUCAUUUUCGCAACGACCCGUUGUUAUAUUUUUCAACAACGGCUGUUGGUGAAUUGUGCACGAACGUGCUCAAAUUGACACCGAGACGUGGUCAACUUUCGGUACCAACAACAGCCGUGCUUAAUUUGUCCAUUUGUAAUAUUGGUAAUUGCAGCCGAUUACACACGAGUAAAAAAUGACAACGGUGGUGCAUGAUUCACACACGGUCGUUGUCAAUAUGACACCGGUCGUGUAUGAAUUAUGCACCACCACCUGCAUAAUGAUGCACCACCGUUGUUACUUUGUACACCGACGUGCAUGAAUCGUACACGAUCGUUGCCAUUUUAGCAACUACCGUGUAUGAAUCAUGCACCACCGUUGUCAUUUUUUUUACUCGUGUGCAAUCGGCUGCAUAUUUACCAUUUUUUCCGUGUUAUUGAAAGAGAAAGGACGCAUUGUGCAAAAAAUUUAUUGAAAAUGAAUAAUAAUUCGCAAGAUCCUCAAAAUAUCAUUGGUGAGUUGUUAGAAAUCGAUGGCAAUAUUGUUGUGGUUCGCGAUACAAACCAUUGCAGCAGUCAAGAUGCGGAAAACAAUGAGGACGAUUAUAUGUUAAGGGAGUUCUUAAAAGGAAUAAAUAUGGAGUCGCUUUUUGAACAAUUAAAAGCAUCACAUGUAACAUUUCGCAGCUUGCAGUACUUGAAAAAAGAAGAUUUAAAGGAAGCAGUGCCACCAUUGGGACUGCGUGUUGAAUUCAGAGAAAAGCUCUUUGCUUGGAAAAAACGAAAGCUCGGGAUUGAUGACGAAACUAUGUCAGUUCCAUCUAAAAUAGGUGAAUGGUGGAAACGCAACGAGACACCUGCAAGUACUCCUGGUACUCCCGACACUACAGGUUCGAACUGCUCAAAAGCCAAAGGAAUUUUGUCAGAGGAUCUAACGGAAUUGUUAACACAUACCUCGAAGGGGAAACUAGCGCUUGAAUGUAGUAGCGUUAAUAAGAAAUUAAGUGACGAGCAAAGAGAUGAUAUAAUUAAUAUAAUUAUUGAAGAUAUUUUAACCAACAAUGUUACUCUUUACACUCAAGACUAUAUGCGCAUAUUGGAUGAAAUUUGUUCCGUUUUUCCUCUUGAAAACGAAAUGAGGGAUUAUUAUUACAUUUCAAGAAAAGGAAAGAACAACGCAAGCGGAAAACUUUAUGCCAAGUAUAGAAACAAGAAGUCCAAAAGAAUAAAGCUUUUGAUUUCCGAGCCUAGCACAAGCAAAGCAGCAACUCACACAUCUCCUAAUUUUUGUAACAAAGAUGUUCCCGAAAUUGAUGAAUCAGUUGAAAAUUCAUUGAAAGCUUCCUUACUAAGAGAAUGUAAUGAUUGGGGAUCGAUCUGCGAAAAAUGGAAAAGAUCUUUUAACAUACGGCAAAGAGAUAUAAAAAAUUUAAGUAGCCAUACAUUUCUCCUUGAAUGGACGAAGUUGUCCGAUGCAAGAGCUUCAGAAUUGGUCAACAUUGAUUUCGAUAUUAUGUAUCCACAGAAAGGCAAUCUUCUACUUUCUAAAUGGGACCAAUUUAAGAAAAAAAUUUACAAUUAUUAUGGGAAAAAUAUUCAUAACGAACAUUGCAAACAACUCUUCGCAAAUGUUUUGACGGCAAGCAGCAUAGAUGCUCAAGAUUAUAUAUACGCAAUACUGUUGAAUUCAGUUUUACCAUCACCUGCUAGGUUUAAAUGUGGAAACGGUAAAUUACGAAAAAAAGUAACAAUAGCUGAUUCGCAGGAAAGUUUCGUACUGCGACUACCGACAAUUAACGAUUAUAAAAGGCAAAUUGAUACAGUCACUGAAAAGUAUUACAAUGCUGGAUUAACUAUACAGCCAUUUAUAAUUGUGGAGGGUUUGUCCGAUUUCAAUAUAAAAGGUUUUUAUGUUUUUUUUAACCACAAUUUGUUAAAAUUUCAAUCGUUCCUCGAAUGUUUAGAUACAUGUUUUAAAAUUUUUCAUGCACUUUCUUUAAAAUAUCCAAAUGCCUGCCAAAUUCCAUGGAUUUUUAUCCAAAAAUAUUUUUAUGAAAUUAAUACUGUAUAUGAUAUAAAAUCAGUUAAUUUGACUUCACUUAUUAAUUUCUGCAACAAUAAUUAAAGUACAAUUCAAAAUGUAUAUUUGCUUUCGUUGCCGUAAGCAUUUUGAUAAGGCAAAUCUUUUAAUAGCUCAUUUGAAAACAGACCAUUUAAUGUCCACUAAAUUUUUAAAAGUACAAUGCGUUCAGGACAACUGUAAGCAAACAUUUACAAAAUUUACGUCAUUCAGAAUUCAUUUAGAAAAACUUCACAAGAAUCACACAAAAGCUCCACCAAUGGUUAAAGCCAUUAAUGUGCCAGUUGAAAUGUCAUCAUCAAAAGAAAAUGAUUAUACAAACAGUGAAACUGUUAUUAACAACAAUACAAUAGAAAAGGAUUUAAAUGUUUUGAAAAAGAAAACCUUAUAUCUGUCUUUACAAUUACAUGGUCAAAGCUAUAUGCCUAGAAAUCAUGUUAUAGAAAUACAACAUUCUGUUUCAAUUCUGCUUUCAUCCAUUUCAUGUACAAUUGAAAAAUAUAUAACUGAUCAUCCAAAUUAUGAAGACUUAAGGUACUUACUAAACUUUUGUAAAAAUCCUUUCGAAGAAACUAGAACGGAAUAUAGACUUUUAAAAAUUUUAAAAGAACUAAACUUUUAUGAUGAUCCAAAGGUUUAUGUAAUUAGCAAUCAAGUCUCGGAAAUUGUUAUCAGCGGAAAUCCCAGUUUAGGUCCAAAGUUAUCCAAUAUUUAUAUAAUGCCACUGAAA
Molecule: messenger RNA, 2828 nt
Organism: Musca domestica (house fly)
Lineage: Eukaryota; Metazoa; Arthropoda; Insecta; Diptera; Muscidae
Exons: 7
Coding region: 380-2143 (587 amino acids)
Source: RefSeq, a predicted model, not a curated record